AUGGAGUUAAUAGUUUCCAUACAAUUAGUUACAGAUUUAUGUUUAUCCGAGCCGAGCAAGAUAUCGCCGCUGAGUCAGCAGCUCCCGGAUCGGGUUCAGGCCACCUCAGUCAGUCCAGUCGUUGCCAGCAACCGCAUCGCAUCGUCAUCGUUGCACUGAAACAGGAUCAGUCCGCGCGGGCAGAUGGUGUCAUUAAUGCAAUAACAUACCGCGCUUGGUUCCACGCUGUCUUUCGUUCGCUGAAUGACCCAGCUUGUUGUGUACUAGCUGUUUGUGCUUGUGUUGACUGGAUUGCCCAGCGAAUUCUGCCGUCAUCUCCCACCUCCACCUCGCUCCACAUAUCUCCCCCGUCCGUCUUCCAGGUGAAGCGACACGUUUCUUGUUCAUACUAAUCUCGUGUGGUUAAAUACCAUAUCUUAUACCACCAACUUCUGAUCUGGAUGUUGUUUACAUAGCCUUUCGUCAGCCGUCAAAUUCUGAUCGCAUUGUUGGCAUCUCCCCCAGCGCCUCCGGACGUUCAUCCGUACCUCCAAACUACGAGGAGUCUGAGGAGAUUGGAAACCUAGAAGCCAGGAUGUCGACAGAUACCAAGCCUAGGAAUAUAGACGGCGUAGAUGGGUUGAGCAGCGCAUCCAGCAGCGAUGUGCAGACUAUCGUUCUUCAUAUCGUAUCUCCAUCCCUUCAGAACCGGGUUACUCUGAACAACGUUCCUCUUGCAAUCAAGAUCCUAGAGUUGAAGACUCGACUGUCUGAAGCGUUACCCAACCACCCUUGCCCAGAUGUACAGAGACUCAUAUAUAGGGGAAAGCCUCUGUUGAACAAUGAAGACCAGCUAGGCAAUAUUGUCGCACCUGCAGACGGUCGGGUGCACACAAUGCAUCUUGUUCUUCCCCCUAGCCAAGUGAGAGUUACCAUUCCUCCUCCACCAAAUCUCGCCCCAGAUCUCCCGAACCCCGGCCUGCCGAACCCUCAACAGGAGCCAUCCGGCUUACGCCUUCGGACAAGCGGCACAAUCCACACUGACCCAACAGCACCGCGACCACAAGUGCAAGCACAGUUCAACUCUGCAACUGCCGCCAACCAGGUAGCUACUCUACGCCAGCAGGUCAUAGCACAACAUCAGCAUCUGGCUGCGCAAAUCGCUCAGAACGCACGGUUGCCAUCCACUAAUCGCCCCGCAGAAGCCGGACUUUCCACAGCGAUAAAUCCGGCCGGUAUCCCAAUACAGAAUAACAUUGAUUCGCCAUUAUAUGUUGAUGUCAACUCACCUUUAUAUGGUACGAGAUUUGGGUUGUCGACGCCGAAUCUACAAAGCGAGCGGAUGAGUUCGAUACCCAGUAACCAAGAUCGCAACCCAUCGGACUCACAAUCAACCUCUUCGAGGGCCACAUUGUUCGAUUCCUCUGCAACCCAACCUUUCCCCAUUCAACGCACGGCAAGCUUUCCUCCCAGUCGUCCCACUUGGCUCGGUGAGACCGGAAUGGGCGUGGGAACUUUAGGUGAAAAUCGACGAAGAAUCCCCGCAAUACUUGAACAAAUACUCGGUAUGGAAAGCCAGGUACGGCGAGGCCAGCUUCCGACCAUUGAGAGUAUUUGUCGUAUACGUAUUCAACUUUACCAAAUCCUGGAUGAACAGGAUCGCAAUCCACUUGCGCCAAGAGACAUCAUGCCUGAAAACCUUCUCGCUCGACUAUCGUCCCUUACUGCUCGGGUAGAUCAAAUAAGGCUUUUAAGAACCCGUUCCUUCACCUCUUCACCUCAAAAUUCCUUAUUUAACCCCCCACCCACUCUUCAAGAUCCCACGCAGACGUCCAUAUACUUAGUAUCUUCCCCAUCUGGCUACCAUGCAGUACUUCUUCCUCCAACUGGUGCGCCCGGACAGGGUACCAUUCAGCCGGGAACGCAGGCAUUCCAUGCUCAUAGGCCAAUCAUUCACCCGCCCAUAACAUCUAUUCCACAUGAAGCGCCACAUGCGGCACCAAAUCCUAUGAUUAUUCCACCUGCGGUGAAUCAAGCCAUCUUGCAACAGCAGGAACGACAUCGAAUAUUUUUGGGCCCAGCGAAUUUCUCUCGGAUACUAGGACGGCUUUGGCUUUUCGUUAGACUUUAUUUCUUUUGCUACAUCUUCAGCGAAGAUGGUACAUGGUUCAGGAUUAUUUUGGUUUCACUUUCAGUCCUCACAGCUCUUCUAUCAGAAACGGAUUUACUACAGCGAGCACAACGUGCGGUUAUCGACCCAUUACACAGACAUCUCGAAAAUCUGUUGCCUGUGGAUACGCACCAGCCUCGAGACGCAGGUAGAGCGCGCAGAGGUGUAGACACAAAUGUCCCUCCUGUGCAUCCGAUGCAACCCAAUAACAUCAAUGAAGGACUUCGACCCGCAGUUGGAACGCAGCAUAACGGAGCUAUGGCCAACAGUCAACCGGCAGGUGCUUAUAAUAGGCUUAGGACGGCGGAACGAGCGUUUGCUCUUCUCCUUGCAAGUCUAGUGCCGGGUGUCGGGGAGCGCCGGGUGGCGGCUAGAAAUGCGGCAGAAGCCGCGAGACAAAAUGAAUUAGCCGCUGAAAGAGAGGCAGAGGAAAACCAGGCUAGGGAGCAGGGGAAUGAGGAAGCAGAAGCUCGUGGUGACCCAUCUGGUGAGGAGUCUGAGGACGCCGCAGUCCCGGAACUAGACCCACAACCCGCUCAUCCCACAGAUGACUUGGAAGAAGAUCGUGCCAUCGAAACAUGAAAUCUAUGGGAAAGCUGCGUGAAAUGAUAUGAUCGUGUCAUCAGUAAUUUGCCUUUUAUGCUUCUCGGCGCUCCCUAACUUCUAAUUUUUCUUUUUCUUUUCUAUACCCAGCUCUCUUCACACAGCAUUUGUCAUCCAUUUUAAUUCCUAGGUGAUAUUUUGGUUUGGAUAAACUGGCCCAUAUAGUAAUCCGCACUGCUUUGUUAGAUAUGUCCUCUUUUACGGACCUGGAGCAUUUCGUUACUUUGAACAGCGAAAUACUUUUGUUAUUAUGCCUGUUUGUAUGCAUGCAUGUAUGAGUAGGUAGGAAAAUUCGUCUGUUUAUUUCCCCCCUCAAGCUUUGGAUCUUGAACACGAAAAUUGCAUUUGGCUUCCAUUAUUUAUUGAAUUCAAUUAGCCUCUUCUCCGGAACAUCACCUCACGCCCUUGCUUCAAAGUCGGUCGAAGUUGCCGUCUGCAUCUCAAAACCAUCCUAAUCCUCCUACCAUCAUCCAUAUCCAUCCGAAACACCUACCUGUCAAAAGAUAAACAGUACCACCCAGCACAAAUAGGUUAAAUAAAAUUUCAACAUCAGAACCACGGGGACAAUUAAAGGCAACAUAUAUAAAUUCUCACUUCCAACGCAGUUUACUCACAACCAUAUCUCGACACCCACCUACCCGCCGGCCCACUUACCGCUGGACCUGCUCGUCCACUUCCUCGCCUGGGAUGGGAAGCCUCGAGUGCGCGAUGUACCACUGUCUAUACGUUUCGCGCAGCAAGGCGUCAAUGGAGUUGUAUGGCUGCUGUUAUUAUCCUGUAAAAGGUCCCCGCUUAGCUGCUGAAAGACAGCAUGGCAAUAGUUUUUUAGCCACUUCUGGAACCUCUACUGGACCUUAUGUGGGAGGGAAACCGAGAGAUUUGGUCGUCAUGAGCGGACGCACAUGGCUCCUAGAAGCGUCUGUAAAUAUCCUCCGUUGACAGAAGGACUUUCUGCUUUCCGUGGAUGACUAGAAACGUAUAUACUAGCCAAGCUAGGGUUAAAACGAGUGGAAUAGCCUGUAAUUGACCCACGUCAACUAUUCUAUUCCAUGUAUUCUUGGACCUAAUCAUUCUCAGGAAUAACAGCAUUCCCAUCUGAUGUCAUCAUCCCGAGUAAACCGGCCGGCUCUCUCUGUGCGCCACGAGGCUUGUUCGAGAGAUGGCCAUCACUAAACCCUAUAUUCAGUAAAUAAGGUUUCAAGUUUUACGCUGUAUGGAAUGGGAAUAAAAGCCCGUAUGAUCAGGGCCUCUCAUCCCAGACGACUGCCAGCAUAAUCUUCAAUGGUGGAAUAAAGAAGAAAAUCCGUCAAGGCUGUUGUUCCUUUCAUUCCCACUGAAAAAUAGACGUAUAUACUUUAUUUAAUAUUCAGACGUAACUGCCAUCAGCGCAAACAAAGCUGCAACGUCAAAGGUUUGUUUGCUUGUACGCGUUUUGUGUACUCCCUAACCUACUCCGCCUGUAUGUACAGUACUCUGUACACCGAGAACAUAACCUUACCCGUGAUACAGGAAACAUACUCUCU
This is a messenger RNA of Blastomyces dermatitidis ER-3, 4275 nucleotides long. Its product is annotated as ubiquitin family protein. Gene Ontology annotation, biological process: endoplasmic reticulum unfolded protein response. The transcript is spliced from 2 exons. The record is from RefSeq and is a predicted model, not a curated record. The coding region runs from base 575 to 2731 and encodes 718 amino acids. Lineage: Eukaryota; Fungi; Ascomycota; Eurotiomycetes; Onygenales; Ajellomycetaceae.